Sipha flava (yellow sugarcane aphid) is the source of this 336-nucleotide messenger RNA. RefSeq lists its product as uncharacterized. NCBI's taxonomy places the organism in Eukaryota, Metazoa, Arthropoda, Insecta, Hemiptera, Aphididae. The record is from RefSeq and is a predicted model, not a curated record. The coding region runs from base 1 to 336 and encodes 111 amino acids. The transcript is spliced from 3 exons.
AUGCAAAGGAUCCAAUGGUUAGGACACGCGAUGCAGAGAAGUGAGGAUGAUAUAAGUAGAACAAUCCUAAACUGGAAACCAAUGGGAAAGAGACCGCGAGGAAGACCCAGGAAAAGGUGGUUGGAUGUUGUGGAAGAAGACCUUGAAAGAUUGGGAGCUCAAAUACUUCACAAAAAUGGCAAAUCAUUUGAUUCCAAGCGGACUACUAAUCAAAAAAUUAAUAUGUUAAUGAACAAUAGAAUAGAUAGUGUUAAACACUUAUUUCCUAACGAACCUGUACCACUCACAAGAAACCAAAUAAGUGACUGGUUAAAACAAGCACCAAGGAGAAAAUGA